Messenger RNA from Cladophialophora psammophila CBS 110553, 489 nucleotides. RefSeq lists its product as uncharacterized. The coding region runs from base 17 to 202 and encodes 61 amino acids. The transcript is spliced from 2 exons. The record is from RefSeq and is a predicted model, not a curated record. Lineage: Eukaryota; Fungi; Ascomycota; Eurotiomycetes; Chaetothyriales; Herpotrichiellaceae.
UGCCUGAACAGCACCGAUGUCGAUUACCUCGUCCAGGGUUAUACAUACUUGCUCAAAUACCCCGGUGGGCCAGGCUUCAGCCAGACUGCCAAUAGUGUCCUCUCUGACACGUUCGCCGUUUGGGGCGACUCGAUCAACGCCUCGGGAAAUCGCGCUGCAAAUAGAAUUGAAAACCCCCCUCCCAAAUCUCUUGCAUUUCUAGCCAAACUCGGAACGCCCGCGUACCCCUCCCUGCAGGCCUUCAUGGCCUCCCAGGCAGCGACGCCCGCGCUUCCCACCGUCCAGACCCUCUCAACAUCUCACACCUGCGACCAGAUCUUCUGGUGUUGGACCGCCAGCGGGACAGGGAACAAGUGAAUGCGCGUCCAGGGCAUGAUCAGCUUCGACGUGGAGGUCGACCGUGCCUGUGUCAAGAUCGAUACCGUCUACUCCGAGUUCAACACCGCGGCGUUCUGGACCGAUCUGGGGAACAGGGAACGUCAGGGGAAG